Messenger RNA from Mangifera indica (mango), 3034 nucleotides. Its product is annotated as nuclear cap-binding protein subunit 1-like. The record is from RefSeq and is a predicted model, not a curated record. The coding region runs from base 246 to 2840 and encodes 864 amino acids. Gene Ontology annotation, cellular component: nucleus; nuclear cap binding complex. Gene Ontology annotation, molecular function: protein binding; mRNA binding; RNA cap binding. The transcript is spliced from 19 exons. Lineage: Eukaryota; Viridiplantae; Streptophyta; Magnoliopsida; Sapindales; Anacardiaceae. Gene Ontology annotation, biological process: mRNA export from nucleus; nuclear-transcribed mRNA catabolic process, nonsense-mediated decay.
AAAAACUGCUUUAAAAGAGAUUAAAAAAAAAAAACCCGUACAGACAGGCCUGUUUCAUUUUAGGGUUCUAAGUUGAAUGCUAAACUAAACACUAAACCCUGCAAAUCCCUCCAAUUUUCUCACCCUCUCUAAGUAAUUUACUUCUUCUUCUUCUCCGCUGAAGAAACUCAACUUCAGUUCUUGUACGCAUCUGUUUCGCUCGCUCCUCCAACUUCGCGAGGAAGAUAGAGAAAGAGUGACGCGAAAUGAGCAGCUGGAAGAGUCUCCUCUUACGAAUCGGCGAUAAGUCUCCCGAGUAUGGCACCUCCGGCGACUUUAAAGAUCACAUAGACACAUGCUUUGGCGUACUUCGGCGGGAGCUUGAGCACUCUGCUAACGAUAUUUUGCCCUACCUUCUCCAAUGUGCUCAACAAAUUCCUCACAAAAUUCCUUUAUAUGGGACAUUGGUUGGUUUGUUGAACUUGGAAAAUGAGGACUUUGUUAAGAAACUAGUGGAGAAUACUCAAACUACUUUUCAGGAUGCCUUGAAUUCUGGAAAUUGUGAUCAAAUUCGUACUUUGAUGCGAUUUAUCACUGCUAUGAUGUGUAGCAAAGUUCUCCAACCUGGUUCUCUGGUAGUUGUCUUUGAAACAUUAUUAUCAUCAGCUGCCACAACAGUGGAUGAGGAGAAAGGAAAUCCUUCAUGGCAAGCUUGUGCUGAUUUUUACGUGACUUGCAUCUUGUCUUGCCUCCCUUGGGGAGGUGCAGAACUCGUUGAGCAAGUUCCGGAGGAAAUUGAGAGGGUCAUGGUUGGUUUAGAAGCCUAUUUGAGCAUUAGGAGGCAUGCUUCAGACACUGGUUUGUCUUUCUUUGAGAAUGAUGAUGAUGAAUUUGAGAAGUGUGUUGUUAAAAAGGAUUUCUUGGAAGAUUUGUGGGAGCGGAUUCAAACUCUAUCAAACAAUGGAUGGAAAGUUGAUAGUGUUCCAAGGCCUCACCUUUCAUUUGAAGCUCAGCUGGUUUCUGGAAAGUCUCAUGAAUUUGGGGCAAUCAGCUGCCCUGAGCAACCUAAUCUGCCAUCAACUAUUUCUGGUAUAACUUAUGGUAAACAAAAGCAUGAAGCAGAGUUGAAGUAUCCUCAAAGGAUAUGCAGGCUUAAUAUAUUUCCGGCAAGUAAGAGUGAGGAUAUGCAACCUAUUGAUCGCUUUAUCGUGGAGGAGUAUUUGCUGGAUGUGCUUUUGUUCUUCAACGGCAGUCGAAAGGAAUGUGCUUCUUUCAUGGUCAGUCUGCCUGUGCCCUUCCGAUAUGAGUAUCUCAUGGCAGAGACAAUCUUCUCUCAGUUGCUUUUGCUACCUCAACCUCCCUUCAAGCCCAUUUAUUACACAUUGGUUAUUAUGGAUCUCUGUAAGGCUCUUCCUGGAGCCUUCCCUGCAGUUGUUGCUGGUGCAGUCCGUGCUCUUUUUGAGAAAAUAGCUGACUUGGAUAUGGAGUGCAGAACACGGUUCAUUCUGUGGUUUUCACACCACCUGUCAAACUUCCAAUUUAUCUGGCCUUGGGAAGAAUGGGCUUAUGUCUUGGAACUCCCUAAAUGGGCCCCACAACGUGUGUUUGUUCAAGAGGUGUUGGAAAGGGAAGUUCGUCUAUCUUACUGGGACAAAGUUAAGCAGAGCAUCGAGAAUGCACCUGCUUUAGAAGAGUUGCUUCCCCCAAAAGGCAGUCCAGAUUUCAAGUACAGUGUGGAGGAUGAUCGAGAGAAAAAUGAGGAACAUACACUUUCUGCAGAACUUACUAGUAAGGUUAAAGGAAGGCAAAGUGCACGUGAAAUAAUUGCGUGGGUAGAAGAAAGUUUAUAUUCUGUUCAUGGUUUGGAAGUAACCCUCAGUGUAGUUGUGCAAACACUUCUUGAUAUUGGAUCAAAGAGUUUCACUCAUUUGAUCACUGUCUUGGAGAGAUAUGGGCAAGUCAUUUCAAGAAUUUGUCCUGAUCAGGAGAAGCAGGUGAUGCUGAUAGCAGAAGUGAGUUCUUACUGGAAGAACAACGCACAAAUAACAGCCAUAGCAAUUGAUAGAAUGAUGGGUUACCGUCUUAUUUCUAAUUUGGCCAUUGUGAGAUGGGUCUUCUCUCCAGCAAAUAUUGACCGAUUUCAUACAUCAGAUCGCCCAUGGGAGAUCCUUAGAAAUGCAGUUAGCAAGACGUAUAAUCGAAUCUCUGAUCUAAGGAAAGAGAUUGCAUCUCUUAAGAAGGAUGUUGCAUUAGCUGAAGAAGCUGUGGUGAAGGCACAGGCAGAUUUGGAGGCUGCUGAGUCAAAACUUACACUGGUAGAUGGUGAACCUGUUCUUGGUGAAAACCCUGCAAGGACAAACCGAUUGAAAUUACAAGCUGAAAAAGCAAAAAAAGAGGAGGUAUCAGCUCAGGAAUCUUUAGAGGCCAAGGAGGCUCUUUUUGCUCGGGCCUUAGAUGAAAAUGAGGCACUGUUCCUUUCUCUUUACAAAAGUUUCUCAAGUGUAUUGAGUGAACGUUUGCCUGAUACAUCAAGUGCUGGUACAUUGCGGGAAUUAAAGUCUGUCCCUGCAGAUGCCAUGGCUGUUGAUGCUGAAGAAUCUUCAGCAAUGGACUUGGAUGAUGAAAAUGGAAGACCUAAAAACAGUCAAUCCAAUGGUGGGAGCACGAGUGACGUUUAUAAUAUAGGUGAAAAGGAGCAAUGGUGUUUAACAACUCUGGGCUACGUCAAGGCCUUCUCGAGGCAAUAUGCUUCUGAGAUAUGGCCUCAUAUCGAGAAGCUUGAUGCUGAGGUUCUAACCGAAGAUGUGCAUCCUCUUUUCCACAAAGCAGUUUACUCUGGUUUACGCCGGCCCAUCAACUAAGUCUUGUCUGGUAAUUCAUUGUUGUAAGUUAGAACUCUUUAAAUGUCUUUUCUCAGAUGUAAAUGACAUCAACAGAUGAAACAAGAGAAAGAAGUUUUAGCGGCAACGUUUUCUAUUGGAUCUUUUAUUUUUUCCGUUUGCAGCUAAUUCAACUAUCUGGUAGAUUAAUGAACAAAACAAAAAAUCUGAAGCUA